CGACUAAUCCACUCUUUUAAUGGAGGCUCUUGUUCUUUUCACUUUUAUAAUGAGGAAUGGGGUUUACAGUAUGCCUUUUACACCACUAGGGAUUCUUGCCUCAUCUUGGAGGCAUGUUACAAUAUUUAUAGUGCAAUUUCAAUUCCUAAGGAUUCUUAGGCGUGAUCUUAGCGGAGUCUUCUUUGAUUUUUGGGGAGAGAAUCUCAGUUGGUUGAGAGUUUUAUGCCUGAACUCCAGCCCCGCUGUCAUCUCGUGUUUCCUUAUCCUCUCUGCUAUUGACUUGUCUGGGGCGGAUCUCCAGCUCGGGUCCAUUGAGCCCUGCUUAUCUGGUCAGACCUCCUGACCUGACUUCGGCUCCUGGGCUCAUACUUAGCUGAAAUUCCUUCUGGGUAUCAUCAAAACUAUAGAGAUAUUAAAGCAUAACCGGCAGUAUAAAAUUGAGAUGCAACUAGAGCAUAAUUGUAUAAAGCAACUUUAUCAAGAUAUUAACUUCACUUGUACUG
This is a messenger RNA of Ilex paraguariensis (yerba mate), 503 nucleotides long. Lineage: Eukaryota; Viridiplantae; Streptophyta; Magnoliopsida; Aquifoliales; Aquifoliaceae. The record is from the annotation of a GenBank genome assembly.